Messenger RNA from Elgaria multicarinata webbii, 939 nucleotides. RefSeq names its product olfactory receptor 10A7-like. Gene Ontology annotation, cellular component: plasma membrane. NCBI's taxonomy places the organism in Eukaryota, Metazoa, Chordata, Lepidosauria, Squamata, Anguidae. Gene Ontology annotation, molecular function: olfactory receptor activity; G protein-coupled receptor activity. Bases 1 to 939 code for a protein of 312 amino acids. Gene Ontology annotation, biological process: detection of chemical stimulus involved in sensory perception of smell; G protein-coupled receptor signaling pathway. The transcript has a single exon. The record is from RefSeq and is a predicted model, not a curated record.
AUGGUGAAAGGGAACUCAACGACCAUCACAGAAUUCAUUCUCCUGGGAUUCUCUCCUUCCCUGGCAAUGGAAGUCUUCCUCUUUGUGCUAUUCCUAGCGAUCUACACUAUAACACUGGUUGGAAAUAUCGCCAUAAUUGUCCUGACUAGUUUGGAUCCACACCUUCAAACACCCAUGUACUUCUUCCUCUGCAACCUUGCCCUCUUGAAUAUCUGCUGCACCUCAGUUGUAGUCCCCAAAAUGCUCUUGAACUUCUUAGCAAGGAGGAAGUCCAUCUCCCCUGCACUGUGCGGGGCUCAGAUGUACAUCACCCUGUUCCUAGGGGCGGCAGAAUGCAUCUUUCUGGCUGUGAUGGCUUUCGACCGGUACGUCGCCAUAUGCCUCCCAUUGCGUUACUCCACUCUUAUGAACGGCCGGGUGUGUGUCGGCAUGGCUGUCGGCUCAUGGCUGAGCACCUUUCUUGGAUCGGUGGUUCCACUCUCUGCACUGCAGCUUCCUCUCUGUGGCUCUGUCAUCGAUCACUACUUCUGUGAAGUACCAGCCAUGCUUCAGCUGGUGUGCGUCGACACUUCCGUAAGCGAGAGUGCAAUGUAUUUGGGCGGCAUAGCUACUGAGAUAAUCCCUUUCAUCUUAAUCCUACUCUCUUACAUACGCAUCCUCGUCACCAUCCUGCGUAUCGCCUCUGCCGACGGCAGGCGGAAAGCGUUUUCCACCUGCUCAGCACACCUGACUGUGGUCACCAUUUUUUACACGACCGCCAUGCUCAUGUACAUGAGGUCAAAGGUGCAGCGCACGCCGCAGCAGGACAAGGUGAUCUCUGUCUUCUAUACCAUCAUCAACCCCAUGAUAAACCCAAUCAUAUAUAGCCUGCGCAAUAAAGAGGUAAAAAGAGCCUUGAUGAGAAUUUUGGGGUCAAGCAAAACAGCCCUGGGGGAAUAA